Fusarium keratoplasticum is the source of this 1155-nucleotide messenger RNA. Its product is annotated as GFO-IDH-MocA domain-containing protein. NCBI's taxonomy places the organism in Eukaryota, Fungi, Ascomycota, Sordariomycetes, Hypocreales, Nectriaceae. The coding region runs from base 1 to 1155 and encodes 384 amino acids. Gene Ontology annotation, molecular function: nucleotide binding. The record is from RefSeq and is a predicted model, not a curated record. The transcript is spliced from 2 exons.
AUGGCUCCCAUUCGCACCGCCCUCAUCGGCCUCUCCGCCUCGGCCAAAACCUCCUGGGCCGCUGUCGCCCAUCUGCCAUACCUCCUCUCCCCGCGCGGCAAGUCCAAGUAUCAGAUCGUGGCUCUUUGCAAUAGCAGUGUAGAAGCUGCUCACAAAGCUAUUCAGCACUUUGAACUACCCGCAGAGACAAAGGCAUAUGGCGACCCCGAGUCUCUUGCUGCCGAUGAUGAGAUUGAUCUAGUGGUUGUCAUUACCCGCGUCGACGUUCAUCAUUCAACUGCCUUGCCUAGUGUCAGAGCUGGAAAGGCUGUCUACGUGGAGUGGCCUCUAGCGCAAGAUGACGAGCAUGCUAGAGAACUUGCUACUCUCGCCAAAGAAAGCGGUAGUCGUACUAUCGUCGGCCUUCAAGGUCGUGUUGCGCCGCCUAUUGUCAAGAUCCACGAGCUUCUACGGCAAGGCCGCAUUGGAAAGGUUCUUAGCAGUGAACUUCGUGCUUCUGGAGGCACCAAUGACCGUGAGGUAUUGCCAUCUAUAUUGGAUUACUUUACUCGGCGGGCUGUGGGCGGCAACAUUUAUACCAUCGGCCUUGGUCACCUCUUUGACCAAGUCCAAUACAUCUUGGGCGACAUUGGCAACUUCAAGAGCCGCCUCCACCUCCAACGUCCCAACGUCAAAGUCCGUGACCCAACAACAAACAAAAUCAUCAGCACAGUCAAGUCAGACGUCCCAGACCUAAUCUUUGCGACCGGCACUCUCAAAGAAUCAGAGAACUCCCAAGAGGGCGCAAGUGUCCUCAUCCGCUUCCGUCGGGGCCAGCCCUUCCCAGGAGAGGCCCCCCUCGUCUUUACCAUCAACGGUGAAAAGGGAGAGAUUAGACUCAAGGCCGAGGGUGGAACGUCUCUGCAUGCUAAUAGCUACGAUAAACCCGUGACUAUUGAAGUUGAUGAUUUUGAUACCGGCAAGGUUGAGGAGAUUGCUUGGCAAUGGAAGGAUUGGCAGGAAGAGCUUCCCCUUGUCAGUCGUAGCGUUGCUACUGUCUACGAGAGGUUUGCAGAGGGUAACAGGAAAGGGCUGGUCUCUUUUGACGACGCUCUUUUGCGCCAUGAGCAGUUGAAUGGACUAUUGAGAGAAUGGGACUCGGAUAGCUCGAAGUAG